Messenger RNA from Equus quagga, 1284 nucleotides. It is a transcript of the gene SLC30A2, whose product is annotated as solute carrier family 30 member 2. The record is from RefSeq and is a predicted model, not a curated record. Gene Ontology annotation, cellular component: plasma membrane. The coding region runs from base 149 to 1264 and encodes 371 amino acids. Lineage: Eukaryota; Metazoa; Chordata; Mammalia; Perissodactyla; Equidae. Gene Ontology annotation, biological process: zinc ion transmembrane transport; response to zinc ion. The transcript has 8 exons. Gene Ontology annotation, molecular function: zinc ion transmembrane transporter activity.
CGGGGGGCGCACGCGCCGGGGCGGCGGGAGCGGCGCGCGGGGUCCUCCCGGCAGGUGAGUGCACGCCGCCGAGCGUCCGCGCGCAACUUCAAGAGCGCCCUCGGCCGGGCGAUAGCACGCGGCUUCCGGGACCCGGCGCCCGGCGCGCAUGGAGGCCACGGAGAAGCAGCAUCUGUUGGACGCCAGGUCCCGAGCCGGGUCUUACAAGGGGUCUCUGAGGCAGGAUGGGGCUGGCUGGAUCCCUCUGCCUCCACCUGGCCUGGACUUGCAGGCCAUUGAGCUGGCCACUGAGAACAACCAUUACUGCCACGCCCAGAAAGAUCUUGACAGUCACUGGGACCCCAAGAAGGAGCGAGCCCGGCGCCAGCUCUAUGUGGCUUCUGCCAUCUGCCUGGUGUUCAUGAUUGGGGAAGUCAUUGGUGGGUACCUAGCACAUAGCUUGGCGAUCAUGACAGACGCAGCCCACCUGCUCACUGACUUUGCCAGCAUGCUCAUCAGCCUCUUCUCCCUCUGGAUGUCCUCCCGGGCAGCCACCAAGACCAUGAACUUCGGCUGGCAGCGAGCUGAGAUCCUGGGAGCCCUGCUGUCUGUGCUGUCCAUCUGGGUCGUGACUGGGAUACUGGUGUACCUGGCGGUGGAGCGGCUGAUCUCUGGGGACUAUGAGAUUGAGGGGGGGACCAUGCUGAUCACGUCAGGCUGUGCUGUGGCCGUGAACAUCAUAAUGGGGUUGACUCUUCACCAGUCUGGCCACGGGCACAGCCACGACACCAGCCAGCAGCAGGAGAACCUCAGUGUCCGAGCUGCCUUUAUCCAUGUGAUUGGAGAUUUUCUGCAGAGCUUGGGCAUCUUGGUGGCAGCCUAUGUUGUAUACUUCAAGCCAGAGUACAAGUGUGUAGACCCCAUCUGCACCUUCCUCUUCUCCAUCCUGGUCCUGGGGACAACCUUGACCGUCCUGAGGGAUGUGAUCCUGGUGCUGAUGGAAGGGACCCCCAAGGGCAUGGACUUCACGGCUGUGCGGGAUCUGCUGCUGUCGGUGGAGGGGGUGGAAGCCUUGCACAGCCUGCAUAUCUGGGCGCUGACCAUGGCCCAGCCUGUGCUGUCUGUCCACAUCGCCAUCGCGCAGAAUGCAGAUGCCCAGGCUGUGCUGAUGGCGGCCAUCGCCUGCCUGCAGGGGAAGUUCCACUUCCACACCAUGACCAUCCAGAUCGAGAACUACUCUGAGGACAUGAAGGACUGUCAGGCAUGCCAAGGCCCGUCAGACUGACUGCCUGGCCAGGUGCCAAC